Molecule: messenger RNA, 1009 nt
Organism: Bipolaris maydis ATCC 48331
Lineage: Eukaryota; Fungi; Ascomycota; Dothideomycetes; Pleosporales; Pleosporaceae
Source: RefSeq, a predicted model, not a curated record
ACCCACACACCCACACAACCCAUGGCUACCCUCGAAUCGAUACCACGCUUCCUCCUCCCGAGGGGGCCUCUCCUCCUGCGAGUGCAGCCUCGCGCAUUCACUCAACUUCCCGCUCCAGCCACCUACCGCCGCCAUGCCUCGUCCAUCUCACCAAAAGGCCUCUCCGAAGAGUUUCGAAGACGGCGAGAGGCACAGCAGGCCAGAGGCACACCCGUGAUACCCCAGCCCGAUAAAUACCGCCCGCCCUCGCACAGCAAACGCGCGCCCAACCGCCAAUUGGAGAACAGAGUCUAUGGGGCGCCUUUGUCCGAAGAAGAUCGCAAGCGCAUGGCAACCAAAAAGUACCCCAACAUGAUGAGUCCCGAGGGCACCUUUUCGCACUGGUUUCUGCACAACCGCGCAAUUCAUCUGUGGAUCACAAUGGGCAUUCUCGUUUCCCUCGCGAUAGCAGCAUGGUACAUGGAUUUUAUCUCCAAGACUAGUUUCGGCCAUUUGCUUCCUACGCGCAAGGACUUUAUGCGCCACCCUAUCGAGUCGUCUUCCCGCUUUAUCGAAGUUUACAAGAUGCACAUGGAGCACACGUCGCAGAUGUAUCAGCAGCAGCGGCUGAAGAAGGCGGAGGAGAUCGAGAAGAGGAAGCAGUAUAGGCUUGAGAGGCAGAGGGAGGCAGAGGAGAAGGGCGAGGAGUAUGUCGAGGACCCGAGGUAUUAUGUGGGUGAGGAUGGUAUUCGCAGGAGGAGGGUCAAGAGGUGGUUUGGUAUCUGGGAAUGAGUGCGGGGUUUGCCAUGUUUCCGGGCAUGGUGAGACUCGGUAUCAAAGUGAAAGAUGUUGAGGGAGCACUGCGCCGCGGCAGUGGGUGGUGUUGGGCAGUCAUAGCGGAAGAUGGGAAUGAGUGGGGAAAUCAAAUCACAGACUGCGUCGAGCAGUUCUGUUUCAAGAAAUGUACGUUACGACAUGUAAGAUAUAAACCAUUAAGCCUGUGCAGCAAACCAUACCUGCACCUCUCCAU